This is a messenger RNA of Papaver somniferum (opium poppy), 968 nucleotides long. Its product is annotated as cell division protein DivIB-like. The coding region runs from base 315 to 752 and encodes 145 amino acids. The transcript has a single exon. Lineage: Eukaryota; Viridiplantae; Streptophyta; Magnoliopsida; Ranunculales; Papaveraceae. The record is from RefSeq and is a predicted model, not a curated record.
CUCUUCUCUUCUUUGUCUUUCUUCCUCUCAGACCUUUUCAAUUAUUUCCUUCUCUUCUCAGAACUCUUUGAUACAGAAUGCAGAAGAAGACUCAAGGCAACAAAAAAAACUUGAUUUUAAUGGCUACUACUUGCUGCAAAUACUUUUAAGAGUUGGAAUCUUUUUAGUAUGUUUUCAGGUGUGAGUUUUGUUUCUUAAAUAGAGAUAUCCAUAUCUGAUUAUUACUUUCAAGAUUCUAUUUGAAAAUAAACCAGGAAGAAAAUAGAUUAGGUACAGAAUCAUUUCCUAUUUGAUCAAACUUUAGUAGUAUAAAGAUGGGAAAGAAGAAGAGGAGUGAGAGAGAUAUACAAGAAGUAAUAGAACAAACUGCAGGAGAAAGAGUGGUGGCUUUAGAAGUAGAUGUACAACCUCCGAGAAAGCGAGGAAGACCAAGAAAAAUCAUCCAACAGAGUUUAGAAAUCAAGGGGAGAGGUACUCAAUCAAAAAGGAAGGGGAAAACCAGUGAAGAAGAUGAUGAUGAUGAUGAUGAAGAGAAGAAGACAGAGUUAAUAGAGACGAGGAAAAAGCAGAAAGGAAUAGUAAUAGAAUCUUCUUCAAAUAUAUUGAUGUCAACAUCUUCGUAUCCUGAAAGAGGUGAAGCUGAUAAGCAAAAGCAACAAGGAGAAGAACCAGAACAGCAAGAGAAGCCAAUAGUGGUAAAGAAGAGCAGAGGGAGAAGGAGAAAAGGCCAGCCGCGUAAGAGCUCUAUUUAAAUUUAAAAACAUAAAUAUUAUAUUUGAAAGAAACAGAAACUACUGAAAUUUUCUACAACGAAAAAUCACACCAAACAUCAUCAAGAAUUUAAACUUAUCCAUCAAUCUCUUUGUGUAUUCGAUUAUUCUCGAUUUUUGUUGCAUGAGGCUAUUGUGUUCGAGAAUGCAAUAGAAAGUGAUAUUAUUAUUAUUAUUAGAGUUUGACUCUCCUCCUCA